Messenger RNA from Lactuca virosa, 201 nucleotides. Lineage: Eukaryota; Viridiplantae; Streptophyta; Magnoliopsida; Asterales; Asteraceae. The record is from the annotation of a GenBank genome assembly.
AUGACUUCCUCCUCCAGUAUUUCCUCAUCCUUCCAUCGAUCAAGCAUGAAAUCAAAUGUGAAUAACCAAAAAGCUUGUGAUUGUGGGUUCCCUGCACGUAUUCUAACCUCAACAACACCAAAGAACCCAGGAAGACAUUUCAUGGUGUGCAAUGAGAAUAAAUGCAAAUUUUGGAAGUGGAUGAAUGUAGAACCCGUAUAG